Molecule: messenger RNA, 1125 nt
Organism: Arxiozyma heterogenica
Lineage: Eukaryota; Fungi; Ascomycota; Saccharomycetes; Saccharomycetales; Saccharomycetaceae
Gene: BAT2
Product: branched-chain-amino-acid transaminase BAT2
Exons: 1
Coding region: 1-1125 (374 amino acids)
Biological process (GO): L-leucine biosynthetic process; L-valine biosynthetic process
Cellular component (GO): mitochondrion
Molecular function (GO): branched-chain-amino-acid:2-oxoglutarate transaminase activity
Source: RefSeq, a predicted model, not a curated record
AUGUCAGCUCCAUUAGACGCAUCGAAAAUCGUUAUCACACCAGUUGCAACCCCUUCUAAACCAUUGUCAAAUGACAAACUGAUCUUUGGUAAGACUUUCACAGAUCAUAUGUUGACCGUUGAAUGGACAAAAGAAAAAGGAUGGGACAUCCCACACAUCAAACCUUAUGGUCCAUUGUGUCUAGACCCAUCUGCAGUUGUCUUUCACUAUGCAUUUGAAUUAUUUGAAGGUAUGAAAGCUUACAGAACUGAAGAUAAUAAAAUCGCACUGUUCAGACCUGAAAUGAACAUGAAACGUAUGAACAAGUCUGCUUCCAGAAUCAUGUUACCAAACUUCGACGGUGAAGAACUGAUUAAACUGAUCACAAGGUUGAUUGAACAGGAUAAACAUUUGAUUCCAGAAGGUCAAGGCUACUCCUUAUACAUUAGACCAACACUAAUUGGCACCACUACCACACUAGGGGUUGCUCCGCCAGACAGAGCAUUACUGUUCGUCAUUUGUUCUCCGGUAGGACCAUAUUACAAGACAGGUUUCAAAGCAGUUAGAUUGGAGGCUACCGACCAUGCUACAAGGGCAUGGCCAGGUGGUUGCGGUGACAAGAAGCUGGGAGCCAACUAUGCGCCAUGUAUCUUGCCACAAGUGCAAGCUGCGGAACGUGGAUACCAACAAAACUUGUGGUUAUUUGGUCCAGAAAAGAAUGUGACAGAGGUAGGUACAAUGAACUGUUUCUUUGUAUUCAAGGAAUCUGCGACAGGUAAGAAGGAACUGGUCACUGCUCCAUUGGAUGGAACCAUUUUAGAAGGUGUGACAAGGGAUUCUAUUUUAACUUUAGCAAGAACUAGGCUGGACCCUAAGGAAUGGACAGUCAGUGAACGUUAUUGUACUAUUAAUGAAGUGAAAGAGAAGGCAAAAAGGGGUGAAUUGGUGGAGGCCUUUGGAUCCGGUACUGCAGCUAUUGUAUCUCCAAUAAAAGAGAUCGGCUGGAAGGAAGAAUCGAUUGACAUUCCAUUACUGCCAGGAGAGCAAAGCGGUGAAUUUACAAAACUAGUAGCACAGUGGAUUGGUAACAUCCAAUAUGGGAAAGAACAGUUUGAAAACUGGUCAAGAAUCAUUGCCGAAUUAUGA